GGAAUAAAGAGCGAGAAGCUGAUUCUGCUGAAGAAAGAAGCUGAAAGAUGAAGACGUUGGUCGUCCUGGUUCUCUGCUCCCUGGCUGUCAUCUGUCUGACUGCAGAUGACUCCACAGGUUCCCAUCCUGCUGACAACCCUGCUGAGGAGGGUCUGUUUGUGGAGAGGGAGCAGGCCUCCGCGGUGGUGAGGCAGAAGAGAGCUGCUGAGUUGUCCCUGAAUCAGCUGGAGAGCCUGAGAGAGGUGUGUGAGUUAAACAUGGCUUGUGAGGACAUGAUGGACACUCAGGGAAUCAUCGCCGCCUACACCGCCUACUACGGACCGAUCCCCUACUAGAAGCAAAACCACCACAGCCAGAAAAGCAUGGGUCACCAUUUCCAAAAAGUUAUUGCGUAAAUUGAAAGGAUUGAACUUUUGUGGAUGCAAGCAGGUGUGUGAAAGGGAAGCAAAAGGAAUCAUAUCUGCAUCCACCAACAGAACUGUCUCCAAUAUUUGAUAAUGCUGUUAGCCUGUAGAGUAGUGUGAUGAAAUAAA
This is a messenger RNA of Eleginops maclovinus (Patagonian blennie), 533 nucleotides long. RefSeq names its product bone gamma-carboxyglutamate (gla) protein (gene bglap). Gene Ontology annotation, cellular component: extracellular region. Bases 48 to 335 code for a protein of 95 amino acids. The transcript has 4 exons. NCBI's taxonomy places the organism in Eukaryota, Metazoa, Chordata, Actinopteri, Perciformes, Eleginopidae. The record is from RefSeq and is a predicted model, not a curated record. Gene Ontology annotation, molecular function: calcium ion binding; structural constituent of bone; hydroxyapatite binding. Gene Ontology annotation, biological process: osteoblast differentiation; bone development; regulation of cellular response to insulin stimulus.